AAAAGAAAUUCUAGAAAGAAGUUCAACUAUAUUUGUUUUUUUUUCUCCAUAAUUUAAAUAAAAUUGUAGGGCAAAAAUAAAUAGGCACAUAGUUAACAUAAUCAUAAAACAGGUGUGGUUCUUAAUAGCUAAUUGAAUAUUUUUAUUAAUAUGUCUGAAAUGCUUGGUAUUGUUAUUUAUGUAAAUUAUGAAUGUUUGCAGAAUGGACUAAAUUUGAUAAAAUUUUCAUUUGUUUCAGCUUGAAACUGAUACAGAAAAUUAUGUGCGGCAUAAAGUACAAGGUGUAAAUCUCAAGUUAAAAAAAGGAGCUUUACCACACAUAUUUGCAUGCCAGAAAAAUAAGCCUCCAGCUCUGUCUACAGAAAGAGCUGCAAAGCGUCAGCGAAAGAACACUGUGAAUGACAUUCUUUCGAAUUCAGUGCCAUCAACAUCUGAUGAAAUUAUUUUCAUUAGUUCAGAUGAUGUAGUUACUACGGCACACAUUAAAGAUGACGAAUAUAAAGAUGCCAUUUGCCAGGUAAAUAUUAAACCUGGAUAUAGAAGUAAAUGCACCAGUACCACCACUGUUUCUAUGAGAGAUUUUGGUUGCCAAAUUUCACCUCAUAUGCAAAAUAAAGCUUGCAAUGCGGAUAUUGUUAAUUUACAAGAAAGUGUUAUGGAAAAUUGUGCAAUACCGUGUACAGAAUU
This is a messenger RNA of Parasteatoda tepidariorum (common house spider), 687 nucleotides long. NCBI's taxonomy places the organism in Eukaryota, Metazoa, Arthropoda, Arachnida, Araneae, Theridiidae. The record is from RefSeq and is a predicted model, not a curated record.